Messenger RNA from Lolium rigidum, 4172 nucleotides. RefSeq names its product DExH-box ATP-dependent RNA helicase DExH12-like. The coding region runs from base 1 to 3930 and encodes 1309 amino acids. Gene Ontology annotation, cellular component: spliceosomal complex. Gene Ontology annotation, molecular function: RNA binding; ATP binding; RNA helicase activity. The record is from RefSeq and is a predicted model, not a curated record. Gene Ontology annotation, biological process: spliceosome conformational change to release U4 (or U4atac) and U1 (or U11). The transcript has 3 exons. NCBI's taxonomy places the organism in Eukaryota, Viridiplantae, Streptophyta, Magnoliopsida, Poales, Poaceae.
AUGGCCCCCAACCAUGAGGAGGUUUCCAACCUUGCGCAUAUAUUGAACAACUUUGGCAAUGUCACCGGCCUCUUCACUAACUUCGAGAAGAGCCUUGUGGCACCUAUCCGGUGCAACGAGGUGGACCUUAUACAUGUUCUACAACACCUUCCGGCUACUACCACGACCUUCCCAAUGAAAUAUCUUGGGCUCCCUCUUGCGGUCAAGCGCCUCAAAAGAUCUCAUUUCCAAUACAUCGAAGACAAAGCGGCGGCGCGCCUCGCGCCUCUCUAUGGAAGAUAUUUCAACAACGCCGGGAGGAUGGCACUUGUCAAAUCGGUCCUCUCCUCUCAAGCCAUCUACCCCCUCACAGCCCUUGAGGUACACUCUGCUGCAAAUUUGUUGGAUAAGAAUAAUUUGGUGAAGUAUGACAGGAAAACAGGAUACUUUCAGGUUACUGACCUUGGAAGGAUUGCCAGUUAUUACUAUAUUAGUCAUGGGACUAUUUCGACAUAUAAUGAGUAUCUCAAGCCCACAAUGGGUGAUAUUGAGCUCUGUCGCCUGUUCUCCCUGAGUGAAGAGUUCAAGUAUGUUAGUGUCAGGCAAGAUGAGAAAAUGGAGCUGGCAAAACUUUUGGAUCGUGUGCCAAUUCCUGUAAAAGAGAGUCUGGAGGAGCCCAGUGCAAAGAUUAAUGUUCUGCUGCAAGCAUAUAUAUCUAGGCUGAAAUUGGAGGGCCUCUCUCUUGGUUCUGAUAUGGUCUACAUCAGACAGAGUGCUGGACGCCUCUUACGAGCACUAUUUGAGAUAGUUUUGAAGAGAGGAUGGGCUCAAUUAGCGGAGAAGGCUCUCAAUCUUUGCAAGAUGAUUGAUAAGCAGAUGUGGAGUGUCCAAACACCCUUGCGCCAGUUUCCUGGUAUUCCAAAGGAAAUCCUGAUGAAACUGGAGAAAAAAGAGUUGGCUUGGGAGAGGUACUAUGACCUAUCAUCACAGGAAAUCGGUGAGCUAAUUCGUUUCCCAAAGAUGGGGAAGCAGCUGCACAGGUGCAUCCACCAGUUACCAAAGUUGAACCUGUCUGCCCAUGUUCAACCUAUUACUCGCACAGUUUUGGGUUUUGAAUUGACAAUAACACCUGAUUUCCAGUGGGAUGAUAAGGUACAUGGAUAUGUUGAGGCCUUUUGGGUUAUAGUUGAGGACAAUGAUGGCGAGUACAUUCUUCACCAUGAGUACUUCAUGCUUAAGAAGCAGUAUGUGGAUGAAGAUCACACACUUCACUUUACAGUGCCAAUAUAUGAGCCAUUGCCUCCUCAGUAUUUUAUACGUGUUGUGUCUGACAAGUGGCUUGGUUCACAGACAAUUCUUCCUGUCUGUUUUAGGCACUUGAUUCUUCCAGAAAAAUAUGCUCCUCCAACUGAAUUGCUUGAUCUGCAACCGCUACCUGUUACUGCAUUGAGGAAUGCACGAUAUGAAGGUCUUUAUAGUGCUUUUAAACAUUUCAACCCCAUCCAGACUCAAGUGUUCACUGUCCUGUAUAACAGUGAUGACAGUGUGUUGGUUGCUGCGCCAACAGGCAGUGGCAAGACAAUAUGCGCAGAAUUUGCUAUACUAAGGAACCAUCAGAAGGCAGUAUCUGGGGAAACUAACAUGCGGGUUGUGUAUAUAGCUCCUAUUGAGGCUCUUGCGAAAGAAAGAUUCAGGGACUGGUCAAAGAAAUUUGGAGAAUUUGCCCGUGUAGUGGAGCUAACUGGUGAAACUGCAGCUGAUUUGAAGCUUCUUGACAAAGGGGAGAUCAUUAUUAGUACUCCUGAAAAGUGGGAUGCACUUUCUCGACGCUGGAAGCAGCGAAAGCACAUCCAACAAGUCAGCUUAUUUAUUGUUGACGAGCUUCAUUUAAUUGGAUCUGAAAAGGGACAUGUCCUGGAAGUCGUUGUUUCUCGGAUGAGGCGUAUUUCAAGCCAUAUUGGCAGUAACAUCCGGAUUGUGGCGCUUUCAGCAUCACUUGGAAAUGCUAAAGAUCUUGGAGAAUGGAUCGGUGCCACCUCUCAUGGUCUUUUCAACUUCCCUCCAGCAGUGCGGCCAGUUCCAUUGGAAAUACAUAUUCAGGGUGUGGAUAUAGCAAAUUUUGAGGCAAGAAUGCAAGCAAUGGCAAAGCCUACAUACACUGCUAUCACACAACAUGCAAAGAGUGGUAAGCCUGCCCUGGUGUUUGUACCGACACGUAAGCAUGCAAGGUUGACUGCAUUGGACCUGUGUGCAUACUCAAGUGCUGAGGCUGGUGGAACGCCAUUCCUUCUUGGGUCGACAGAUGAGAUGGAUACUUUUAUUGGAGGUGUCAAUGAAGAAACACUUCAAAAUACACUGAGAUGCGGUGUGGGCUACUUGCAUGAGGGCCUUAGUGACCUUGACCAGGAACUUGUAACCCAGCUUUUCCUUGGUGGGAGGAUCCAAGUGUGUGUUGCAAGUAGCACAAUGUGCUGGGGGAGAUCGUUGCCUGCUCAUCUAGUUGUUGUGAUGGGAACCCAAUAUUAUGAUGGCAGGGAGAGUGCUCAUACUGAUUAUCCAAUCACUGAUCUGCUACAGAUGAUGGGUCACGCUAGCAGGCCUCUUCAGGAUAGCUCCGGGAAGUGUGUUAUAUUGUGCCAUGCACCUCGGAAGGAAUACUACAAGAAGUUCCUCUUUGAGGCCUUCCCUGUGGAGAGUCAUCUUCACCAUUUCUUGCAUGACCAUAUGAAUGCUGAGGUUGUUGUCGGCGUUGUAGAAAACAAGCAAGAUGCCGUGGACUAUCUUACCUGGACUUUCAUGUACCGGCGGCUGAACAAGAACCCUAACUACUACAAUCUGCAGGGUGUAAGUCACAGGCAUCUGUCAGAUCAUCUUUCUGAGCUAAUUGAGACAGUGUUGAAUGACCUAGAAUCAAGCAAGUGUGUAUCUGUAGAGGAGGAUAUGUACCUGAAGCCGCUCAACCUUGGUCUCAUUGCUGCAUACUACUACAUUAGCUACACGACUAUUGAACGGUUCAGUUCGAUGCUCACUCAGAAGACGAAGAUGAAAGGCCUCCUGGAAAUUCUAGCUUCUGCAUCAGAGUAUGCAGAGCUUCCAACUCGCCCAGGUGAAGAAGAAUAUAUUGAGAGGCUAGUCCGUCACCAGAGAUUUUCUAUUGACAAGCCCAAGUAUGGUGAUCCACACGUGAAGGCCAACGCUCUACUGCAAUCCCACUUUGCAAGGCACACGGUGGUAGGGAACCUGGCAGCUGACCAGCGGGAGAUCCUCCUUUCUGCCCACAGAUUGCUCCAGGCAAUGGUUGACGUUAUCUCCAGCAGUGGAUGGCUCACUCUUGCUCUGAAUGCAAUGGAGUUGAGUCAGAUGGUGACCCAAGGCAUGUGGGAUCGUGACUCUGUGCUGCUCCAGCUUCCACACUUCACCAAGGACCUAGCCCGGAGAUGCCUGGAAAACAAAGAGAAGCCCAUCGAGAGCAUCUUUGAUCUGGCUGAGAUGAGUGCUGACGAGAUGCGGGAUCUGCUGCAGCUAUCGAACUCUCAGCUGCAGGACAUCGGCGAAUUCUUCAAACGGUUCCCCAACGUCGACAUGGCUUAUGAGGUCCGCGAGGGCGACGACAUCAGGGCUGGCGACAACGUAACCUUGCAGGUCACUCUGGAGCGUGACAUGGCGAACCUGCCAUCUUCUGAGGUUGGCCCGGUCCACGCCCCCAGGUUCCCGAAGCCCAAGGAGGAAGGCUGGUGGCUGGUGGUCGGUGACGCCUCUGGCUCCACCAAGCAGCUGCUGGCGAUUAAGAGGGUCGCCCUCCAGAAGAGGGCACGUGUGAAGCUUGAGUUCACCGCCGCCGCGGAGCCAGGGAGGAAGGACUACAUGAUCUACCUGAUGUCCGACUCCUACCUGGGCUGUGACCAGGAGUACGAGUUCACCGUCGACGUGAAGGAUGCUGGAGCAGAUUGAUUCUGAAGACAGGGAACUUUUCUUUGUAGCGUUUUGAUCUUGAUGCAGAAACUAUUUACUAUUGCCUGUGUGUAAUAACUGAAGUUCAGCUUAAUUCAGUGUAACUGAGGUGCACGUGUGCAUGACAGACUAUGAGCUCCUUGUCCUUGUGUUUUUGUAUGCAUCUGUUUACGACUUUUGCCUGAGUUUCCAGUUGACUCGGUUACAGAAAGCUCAAUGUAAAAAAGUGUCUUAAAUUUAAA